Messenger RNA from Miniopterus natalensis, 5289 nucleotides. Lineage: Eukaryota; Metazoa; Chordata; Mammalia; Chiroptera; Miniopteridae. The record is from RefSeq and is a predicted model, not a curated record.
CUUUCAAUAUAUGACCCUACCUCUUGUAACUCGGAGAAUGCAGCUCCGUUUACCUCCAGCCUGCCGGCUCACUCCUGUGCUGCGCUCUCGUGAGGAUGGAGGGGUAUCCUGCUGGUCUGCUGUGAAGCACUCUACCUAAGUCACAUAUCCUUUUCUUCUAGGGCCCAAAGAAGAGAGAGUCUGAAGGCAGGGAGAUUGAUUAGGAGAAAGCUCUUUUUGUAAUUCGUGGAUUAUUAAAAAAAGAAUGAAAAAUCCGGGAGAGUGCUGAGCCUGCUGUAUUAGGUAGAAUACUUAUGUCUUUGACAGCGAGAGGGAAGUCUGAGGGAUGUGGUGAUGAAAUUUAUUUCAACAGCUGUUGAAUUUCUUCAGAAGUUACUGUGGCCUCCCAAGUCCCUGUAGGCAUUGCCUGACUGUCAGCCUCAUGUCCCUUUGGAUAGGUACAGAUGGAGGUGGGUCCGUUCUCUCAAAUCAUAUUUAUUUCUUAUUCUUCUAUUGUAUGCCAGUAUUUUUCAACAAGAACUGGUGGUGAGCCAAUACAGUAGAAUUUCUACCACCUAUGUCUGAGGUACUAGCCAUUAAAUGAGAAAAAUAAUCUUCCUCUCUGGAGCCUCUGAAAGCUCGGCAUUAUUUCUGUUUUGUGAAAAAGGAUAAUUUAUGUUUCUUCAUCUGUUCUUAUUACACUUUUAGAAUAACUAAAUUUCUAAUUGCAGACAAGCAAGUUGGCAAACACAAGUAUUAUAUGGAGUAUAAGAAUGGCCCACUUCCCCUUCAGGGACAGGACAUAUAUAAGUAGGAAACUGGACAACUAACAGCAGUUUUUAGUUUUUCCAAUUUUAGCUUUAUUCAGUUACCUUUCAGUAAAUGACAUUAUUUAAUUUUUAAGUUGAUAGAGGUCAAACUGGUAUAUAAAAAGUUUAUAAAUGUUGGUUCUCUUCUAAUGGUUAAACUUUUGCAACCUAAUUCAAAUCAAGUAGCAUUACUGCUUAUGCAUUGUGUUUUUGUAUUUUAGGAACCCUGAUUGCUCUCCUUCAACACAUUCACUAUGAAGUUACUAACAAUACUUUUAUUUUCUGGACUUAUAACGGCUUGUAGAGGUAAUUCUUCCUAUAGUUUGCCGCCGAAGUUACUGCUGGUGUCCUUUGAUGGCUUCAGAGCUGACUAUCUCCAGAACUAUGAAUUUCCUCAUCUCCAGAAUUUUAUCAAAGAAGGCGUUUUAGUAGACCAUGUUAAAAAUGUUUUCAUCACAAAAACAUUUCCAAACCACUACAGUAUUGUGACAGGCUUGUAUGAAGAAAGCCAUGGCAUUGUUGCUAAUUCCAUGUAUGAUGUAAUCACCAAGAAACAUUUUUCUGACUUUAAUGACAGGGAUCCUUUCUGGUGGAAUGAGGCAGUACCUAUUUGGGUGACCAACGAGCUUCAGGAAAACAGAUCAAGUGCUGCUGCUAUGUGGCCCGGUACCGAUAUACCCAUUCACAAUACCACACCUUCCUAUUUUAUGAAUUAUAGCUCCACAGUGUCUUUUGAGGAGAGACUAAAUAAUAUUACCACGUGGCUGAGCAGUUCGAACCCACCGGUUACUUUUGCAGCACUCUAUUGGGAAGAACCAGAUGCAAGUGGACAUAAAUAUGGACCCGAAGAUAAAGAAAACAUGCGCAGAGUGUUGAAAGAAAUAGAUGACCUUAUUGGUGACUUAGUCCACAAACUCAAGAUGUUAGGAUUGUGGGAAAAUCUUAAUGUGAUCAUUACAAGUGAUCACGGGAUGGCCCAGUGUUCUAAGGACAGACUGAUAAACUUGGAUCUCUGCCUCGAUCAUUCAGACUACACUCUCAUAGAUUUGACCCCAGUUGCUGCGAUACUUCCCAAAAUAAAUACAACAGAGGUUUAUAACAAACUAAAAAACUGUAGCUCUCACAUGAAUGUUUAUCUCAAAGAAGACAUACCUGCCAGGUUUCAUUACCAACAUAAUGAUCGAAUUCAGCCUGUUAUUUUGGUUGCUGAUGAAGGCUGGACAAUUGUGCUAAAUAAUUCAUCACUAAAAUUAGGUGACCAUGGCUAUGAUAAUUCUUUGCCUAGUAUGCAUCCAUUUCUGGCUGCCCACGGUCCUGCAUUUCACAGAGGCUACAAAUACAGCACAAUUGACAGUGUGGAUAUUUAUCCAAUGAUGUGCCACAUCCUGGGAUUGCAACCACAUCCCAAUAAUGGAAGCUUUGGCCACAUUCAGUGUUUGUUAGUUGACCAGUGGUGUGUGAAACUCCCUGAAGCCAUUGGGAUUGUUAUUGGUGCACUCUUGGCCUUAACCACCCUAACGUUCCUCUUCAUUGUCAUGCAGAAUAGACUGUCCGGCCGGCGGCAGCCGUUUUCCCGACUUCAGCUACAAGAUGAUGAUGACCCUUUAAUUGAGUAACGUGCGCUGGGGUUUAUUCGAGGUGUUUUUGCUUAGUCACAAAAUCAAGGAUACACCCAAGGUGUUAUAACUUUGGAAAAGUAUAUUCUGAAAGACAAAGCAUUUACACCAAGCACGCUAAAAUUAUUUUGUUUUUCUUUGUGUUUUCUUUUGGUUCAUAGCUAUACAAAAACAAACAAAACAUCCUGACCAUAGUAAAAAUUGCUAGUAAAUCAUUAGUUAACACUAUUUAUCUAACUAGAAACAUUUUUUAAGAAACAUACUGCCUCUGCCUUUUUCUUUUUGCAAUGAAAAUUUGAUACAUCUUUAGAUGAAAAUAGAACAAAAUUAAGUAGGUAUGCUUUUCUAAUAAAUUUUUAUAUUUGUAAAUUAAACAAUGGAAUCUUUAUGUAAUUAGUAGAAUUUGUGUAUCAGGGAGGAAAAGUUUCCUAUAUUUUUAUAUUUACCUUUAGUCGAGUUUGUAUCCCAAGUAAACCCUUGGGUUAGGAAAUUCUCUCUGAUGGUUAAUAAAAACAGUUAACCAGGCAGAAAAGAUCAAGCACAUGAAGAUAUUAUUUUACAAAAAGUUAUUAUUAAAAACUAUCAGUGUACUACAAAGCCUGUCUUCACCAUUGUGUCUUUGUUAAGACCCUUAAGUUGUUGAACUGUUUUCUUUUGAAGAUUAUUGCUAAUAAGAAAUUUAAUAGGGAAAAGUGCAUUUCUGUUUGUGCUUAAUGCCUUUGUGUAAGCUAUUUGUGUGUGUGCACAAGUGUGUUAGCAUGUAUGGGCGUGCACUUCAUGUGACUUAUGGAAGAUCAAAGAUAGACUUGACCAGAGGUAGGCUUCCACAUUCCCCUAGAACACAGCCCUACGGAAGGGUUAUAUUUCCAGUUCAUACUUGUUUACCUUCUAACUCAAAAGUUAAACUAGUAAUUUUAAAAGUUCAUUAAUUUUUGUUACCAUUUUUAACUUGCUCAUAUUAUUAUAAUUAGAAGUAUCCAAGAGCUACAGAAAAAUUUAUGACCUGAUUACAAAUCUGGUUUUGAUGGGUCAGAAAUGAGAAAAACGAUUUUUAUGUUAACCUUUGGGACUUUUAUGCCUUAUUCUUUAGACAAUAUAGUAGUUAUAUUUAAAAUGGAAUUUAGUCUCUUUUGCUUCUUUACAUUAGUCUUAUGUUAAGUAGCAGAAUAAACUCUCAGCAUCGCCUAACAUUUCCUAGCUUGAGUGCUAGGUGAUACCUUCUAAUAAUCAAAAUUAAUAUGAAGAAACUGAAUUGUGGCAGAUGAGAUUAUAUCUAUUAGAGAACUUGGAUUCAAGAACCAUUCAUUGGGACUUGAGGCAAGCAAUUGAUAUUAAUGGUGUGAUCUCCAAAGUUUUGACAGUAUAAACUAGGCAACCGGUUUGCAGAUACAAAAAUAACCUUCAGUAAAUAUGCAGCCCUGAUAAAUGUUGAUUAUCUGUGAUGGUUAAGAACAAUGGUGCUAAUCAGCAAGUAUAUAAUUCACCUUGUUUGGCCACUGCUGGUUUCAUGUCCCUGGUAUUUUGUGCCUAUCAUAUCUGGGCUUCUGGAGAAGCAUUUCCACAUCCUGCAUAAAUAGUUCAUGCUGUUAUUGGUCCAAAGUUGACUAAGAACAGCAUAAUAAAUAAAUGAAGUAGAGCAAAUAGGAAUAAUUUUUCUUUUUGACAUAUUUCUUAAGUUUUUCCUCAUAAAAGUUUUCCUACAGGUUAAUAGUUGAUUUGAAUGAAAUAGAAAAUUUUCUUUUCUACUUCAUUUGCCAUUAAAUAACAAUAAAGACUAGGACAGUCACAUUUAAAGCCGUGGGUAUUUUACAAUAGUAGCAGGAUAUUUUAUACUAUUUGAGUAGAGUUUGGUCCUUGGAAUGGUGUGAGUUUUAGUGACCACAGUAGCUUGAUUGGUGGAUACGAGUUUCAGCAAACUAUACGUGGCAUCCAGCCUGCGAGUAGAUUUUAUAUAGGAUGGAAUAGAAAGGGAUGCCCUGUGUCUUAACUGUUGAACAAAAGACAGUUUACCUAUUUGUCUUGUCUUUCAUUCUCAAAAUAUUAAUUUUAAUUAAAAUCGUAAAUUUUUAUAUCUGUGUUCAUGGGAUAAGAACAGAAUUUAUUUAAUCAAAGAGAUGUUUAUAUAUUAUGUUGAAAUUUGUGUUAAUCCAUUUGUAUCUAUAAAACGUUAUCACUGUUAAAGCCAAUGAUCCUCUAAUACAGAGAAAAUCUUUUAGGAAAGCUAGCCUUUUACAUUAAAGUUUUGGUAUGUUUUGCUAAAUAAUUCACAAAUAUGCUGCUAUGUUUUUUGGGUGGUAGAAAGAAUUUGGCCGUUUGUUUAUGACAACAAUACUCAAAGGUAAUAGGAAAACUUUUUAUUAAGCAUUUUUUAUUAACUCAGUGAAUUCAGAGUAAGUAUAUUUACUUAUAACAGGGACAGCUCUGCUGCUGUCAUUAGUGUGCAGGUUCUCUGGCCAAUGCUCUGUACUAUAGGCUUCCUGUUACUGUUCCUUGGAGCUUGGUCUAAGACGUUAAAGAUACAUUUUUGGAACACUGAAGAAUUAAAAAUGCCUUUGCAUUGUUCUUGGGUUUCUCUCUCGUAGCUCAUAUACGGUGAGUUUUAAGGGUGAAUGCGUCUUUUAUUUUAUUAAUGUCUUUUGGAGGGUUUUACUUCACUGUGAAUACAUAAAGCUACAAAUGAAGGACGAAGAUGAGAGAAAAGUGUCUAUUAUCAAUUCUUAAAAUAGUGUGUAAAUAAAAUGACAUGAGUCUGCUUUAAAAAAUUUGUAUGUAGUGCCUUAAGUUAAAGUAAAAUAUUUUGAUUAUAGUUUGAAUUCAUAAUUACUUUAUGAUUUAAAAUUUUAUUUGAAUAAAAUCUACCAAAACAUUUUUACUGUAUUACUAAA